Gongylonema pulchrum is the source of this 1464-nucleotide messenger RNA. Lineage: Eukaryota; Metazoa; Nematoda; Chromadorea; Rhabditida; Gongylonematidae. The record is from the annotation of a GenBank genome assembly.
AAUGCAGCAAUAAACGAGAAAUGCGUGCCGAUAACGAUGCAAAUGUGUCGCGAUAUACCAUACAACAUGACUCUGUUCCCAAAUAUCCUGGGACAUACCAAGGAGGAAGAUGCAUCCCUCGAAAUCCAUCAAUUUUUACCUCUUGUUAAAGUGAAAUGUAGCGAGGAUUUGAAAUUUUUCCUCUGCACAAUCUAUGCCCCGGUGUGUACAGUGCUCGGUCGCCCGAUUCCACCAUGCCGCCAUCUAUGCCUAUCGGCAAAAAAUGGAUGCGAAAAUUUGAUGAACAAAUUUGGCUUCAAAUGGCCGCCAUUGUUGGCCUGUGAACGCUUUCCGGUCAUUAGCAAAGCGAAGUACUCGUUGAAAAUCUCGAACACAACACUGGAGCAGUGCUCGUUGCCGUGUUCAGCUGAUAAUCUUGUACCGAUGUUCUUCGACACGCGCAUCAGACGAUAUCUGCGAUUCUGGACAGGUGCCUGGGCAGUGGCAUGUUGCGCUAGCUCGCUGUUCACAGUGCUGACAUUCUCAAUUGAUAUGGCUCGCUUCCCGUAUCCGGUCAGGCCUAUCUUCUACCUGGCACUGUGCUAUUUGUUCAUAUCGUUCGUCUAUAUGGUCGGAUUGGUGGCCGAAGAUAAAAUAUCCUGCUCCGCUAUAUCGGCCAGCAAUACACCGCUCGUUUCGCAGGGCAUCGAUCAUUUCCCGUGCACUAUUGUUGCGAUCACCCAUUACUACUUCAAUACGGCAAGCAGUGUGUGGUGGGUGAUCUUGUGUUUGGCAUGGUUCCUGGCAGCGAAUCUGAAAUGGGCUCAGGAAUCAAUUGAUAGCUUAUCAUCAUACUUCCAUGUGCUUGCUUGGGGUAUUCCUGCCUUCCUAGCGAUCGCCGUUCUUGUCACCAGCAGUAUCGAUGGCGAUUUGUUCACUGGAAUUUGUUCCAUCGGCAAUCUCAAGCCAUCCGCCUUACUUAAUUUUGUUUUCGUACCAAUGUUCGCUUGCAUCGCACUCGGUUUAUUGUUGCUAGGAUGUGGUAUCAUCUCGAUGCUACGAAUACGUCGGUACAUUAAAUUCAAGCACAGCGAUAUUGACCAGAAUAUCCGGAAGUUGGAGAAGUUGAUGCUACGAAUAUCGGCGUUUGCUUUUAUGUAUACGCUUCCGACAGCGGUCAGUGCCGCUUGUAUUGCUUACGAAGCGCUAAUGAUGGAAAGUUGGCUGGCCAACUGGUUGGCGAUACGAUGCGCUCGGCCAGAUCGUGCGGUUUUUGGCUUUGCGCAGCCACGUCAUACGUGUGCACCGCAGGAAGAUAUCAGGCCUCCGGACCUGGUAAUAUAUUUCUUCAAAUAUUUAAUGCAGCUUGUGGUCGGUAUAACGUGUGCUGUGUGGGUGUGUAGCAGUAAAACGUUAAACAGCUACACGCAAGCAUAUGCACGCAUUGUACACGGCCGAUCUCAGGUACCAACAAGGGUUCAUUAG